AUGGCGCGCGUUCCCUCACGGAGGAAAACAAACCAGCUGCAGGCUUUGCUGGAUGACAGUCUCAUCAGAACAAAGCACGUGGAAAACAUGGCCAUCAUCGGCAUAAAGGACGCAAAAGUCUGAGCAUCAACCUUCGCCUUUAAUGUGCCACCAGAGAAUGCUGUAAACCUUAUCUACGCUUUCUACAAGAACUUACUGCAAGUUAGAAGGGAAGGACUCUGCUUCAAGGGGAAGUACUAUAAAUGUGUCCGUGCGGAUGAGCAUUCCAUCUAUCUUCAAAAUCCAGAUGGAGGCCUGAUAGUUGUGAAGACAAAGACUUUUAUCCUGGUUGCUACUUACAGAGUGGGCAUGUAUCCCACUGUGUGCGUGGAAGCUGUGGAGAAACUAGCGGACUACUUUGGAGAGAAAGGUAGCUGA
Opisthocomus hoazin is the source of this 417-nucleotide messenger RNA. The record is from RefSeq and is a predicted model, not a curated record. NCBI's taxonomy places the organism in Eukaryota, Metazoa, Chordata, Aves, Opisthocomiformes, Opisthocomidae.